Fragaria vesca subsp. vesca is the source of this 2225-nucleotide messenger RNA. RefSeq names its product patellin-3-like. The record is from RefSeq and is a predicted model, not a curated record. Gene Ontology annotation, molecular function: lipid binding. The coding region runs from base 180 to 1808 and encodes 542 amino acids. NCBI's taxonomy places the organism in Eukaryota, Viridiplantae, Streptophyta, Magnoliopsida, Rosales, Rosaceae. The transcript is spliced from 4 exons.
GACACACACAUGACACACCACAGUGUUACAGUUCCUUCCUAAACCUAAACAACCCUUCCUUCUCUCUCAUCCCCACUUCCACACUCAUCUUUUCCAUCUUUGCUACUCCUACUAGAAACUAGAGCCCGCUACUACCACCUUCUCCAUCUCACCCUCUCGUUUGCAACAUUCUCCUAAAAAUGGCCGACGAAACCCCCACAGCCACCCCGCCACCGGCAGAGUACCCGCCGGUCACGGUGAUUGAGUCGGAAUCGCCUUCUGUAGCCAAAAACCUCGAGUCUAAACAAGACCCACUUCCACCAGCUCCAAUACCAGAAGUGACGGAGUCUGCCAAACAAGAAGAGCCUCCGCUAGAGCUACCUCAGCAGUCUCCUAUCGCAACAGCUAAAUCCGAGGACGUUUUAGUUGUUGGGUCUCUGCAAGCCAAGGAGGGUGAGGAGCCCACGAUUCGGAAAUCGGUUCCGCAGUCUCUGAUUUCGUUCAAAGAGGAAAGCAACGUAGUGGCAGAUCUGUCAGAUUCCGAAAGAAAAGCUCUUCAGGAGUUUAAGCAGCUUGUGCAGGAAGCUCUCAACACUCACCAGUUCAGUUCUCCGAAACAAGAAGUGCGAGAGACCAAGGAAAAAGAAAAGCCAGCUCCCACAACUGAACAAGAAGAAGAAACCCCUGUUUCGGAAUCCGAAACAAAGCCACUACAUGAGCCCAAAAUCGAAGAGAACCCGGUGAAGGAAGCAGAGGAAGUGGCUAAGGAAGCAUCACAAACCGCGAUUUCUCCGGAGGAGGUUUCGAUUUGGGGUGUUCCUCUGCUCAAGGAUGACCGGAGCGAUGUGAUUCUUCUCAAGUUUCUGAGGGCUAGGGACUUCAAGGUGAAAGAUGCUUUUGUUAUGCUUCGGAACACGAUCCACUGGAGGAAGCAGUUUGGGAUCGAUGCUCUUGUGGAGGAAGAUCUCGGUGAUGACUUAGAAAAAGUGGUGUUUAUGCAUGGGUAUGAUAGGGAUGGUCACCCUGUGUGUUACAAUGUGUUUGGGGAGUUUCAGAACAAGGAGCUGUAUCAGAAGACGUUUUUGGAUGAGGAAAAGAGAACCAAGUUUCUCCGGUGGCGGGUUCAGUUCUUGGAGAGAAGUAUCAGGAAGCUGGAUUUCAGGCCUGGUGGUGUUUGCACUAUUUUUCAGGUUAAUGAUCUUAAGAAUUCUCCUGGCCCUGCAAAAAGUGAGCUUCGUUUGGCCACCAAACAAGCCCUUCAGUUGCUUCAGGACAAUUAUCCCGAGUUUGUAGCCAAACAGGUGUUUAUCAAUGCUCCAUGGUGGUAUCUUGCAUUCUACACAUUGAUCAGUCCCUUCUUGACACAAAGGACCAAAAGCAAGUUUGUGUUUGCUAGCCCAGCCAAAUCAGCAGAUACCCUUUUCAAGUACAUUUCUGCUGAGCAUGUUCCCAUACAAUAUGGGGGUUUGAGUGUGGAUUACUGUGAGUGCAACCCAGAGUUCACGAUUGCUGAUCCAGUCGCAGAAGUAACCAUCAAACCUGGAACUAAGAAGACUGUGGAGAUUAUAAUUUAUGAGAAGUGCACCAUCGUGUGGGAACUCCGGGUAGUUGGGUGGGAGGUGAGCUAUGGAGCUGAAUUUGUUCCCGACUCUCAAGGUGCAUAUACACUGAUCAUUCAAAAAGCCACAAAGAUGAACCCAACUGAUGAACCAGUGCUGCAUCACCGCUUCAAAGUCAGCGAACUGGGUAAAAUAUUGCUCACAAUUGACAACCCAACCUCAAAGAAGAAAAGGCUUUUGUACAGGUUCAAAAUCGAACCCUCCUAUUAACUAAAGAUUCUAAGUAAUUCUAAGCAAUAGUGCAAUUAAAUGUGAUUGUGCACUAAGAAGUGAAAGGAAGAGGGAGGGGCACGCUUUUCAGGCAAAUUAGAGUUUGUUGUUGUAGUCUUGUGCGGUCUGGUACUCUAGUGCAUGCUUUUCAGGCGAUGAGCAAGGCUGGUGGGGGAGCUGCAGAGUGGUUGAAUUUUGGUUUGUUUUGUGCGUCUAUACUGUAAAACAAAACUAGAGUUAUUUUAUAUGAAAGCCAGCAAAUUUGUGGACAAAAGGUAGAAAUGAUGGUAUUAACUCUGUUUAAUACUGUCUUUCACUGUAUUUGCACUGUAUUGUUAUAUUGAUCUCUAUGUAAGGGCCUUUUGGACCCCCUUGUGUGUAAAUUAAGGAAACAUCUUUAUCAGUUGUGAUGAUGAA